CUCGAGCAACUACCGAUCCAGAAUUCACCAGGAUUUCGAAGGAACAAGAAGUGUUUUCCAGCUAGGUCAUAUGAUCCGAUGUAUCACAGGAUGUCAGCCUUUAGCAUACAGGAGAUAUGGCUGUUACUGCGGUUUCAAUGGUUCUGGUACACCAGUUAAUGUUAUAGAUGGGUGCUGCUUGGAGCACGAUUGGUGUUACGCUCAAUUGCGAUGUCCUCCCUUCAUGCUUUAUGUCCUGCGUUACGCUUGGCUAUGCAAGAGACCUGGACAAGCACAGUGCAUGGGUGGACAAUAUGGAAAUCCAUCAAUGAAUCGUUGUGCAUUCCAGCUGUGUGAAUGUGAUCGCCUGUUUGCAAAGUGUGUCAGUCGUUUCUCUUGUCCACAGAAGAAAGCAGUCUGCUGGUCCAAUCCUAUCAUUGCCAUAAGCAAUUUGGUUGCUACCUUCUCUUAAAAUCGACAGUAGAAGGAACAUCAUGAACGAGGAAGUAUUUCGAGACAACAAUUCGUAUUUAUUUUAAACGUUUUUAAUAUUAACUCCCGAUUAUUCGCGAUUAAGACUGAUUCGUUGCAUACAAAAUGCUAAAGGAAAUACCCGUUUUUAAUACUAUAUUUAGUAUUUCGUUAAUUAGUAUAUAUUACAGUUUAAUCUGUAGAAUUGUUUGUCCAUGUGGUAUUCUGUUCCCUGAUUUUCAGUACGCGCGAAAAUAGUCUGAAUACCUCGCAGUCUUUCUUUCAUUUUUUUUCCUUGUAAAAUGACGCAAAAUCAGUAAUAACAUGGUGUUUCGUAGCUCUUUCGCCAUGGAAAAUAAAAAAAAGCCACAGUUCAAGUGCCUUACACUUGAAGCAAAGUUAUAAUUUUAAACUAUAUAUGACAUCUACAAGAAUUAUCAGGUGUUUAGAACGGACAAAUAGCCUAAAUAAUUUUUUUUUAUUAUCUGAAAAUUUUUUUUAAACUUUUUUAAAAAUCGCCAAUUUGGCGAUAUUUAUCUACCUAGAUGAAAGGUAUCAAAAUCAAUGCCUUUUCCUCUUUUUUUGAAAAUUUUUAUGAGCCCAGAUAGCACAGCAUUGGAGUAAAUUUUUAUAUACUAAAGAAUAAGACCACAAACGUUUUUUUUCCCCCUCAAAACUGUGGCUUUUCUCCAUAUUGACGUUUUGCUUCAUUUUCAGAUGAUUGCUUCAUUCACAGAGGGCGCUGAUGAAAGAUAGGCUAAACUCGAUCUAACAGUUAUGAGUAACUGUUACAAACUCACAACAAUUAGGAAAAUAACAUAUUAUACGGGGGAAAAAAACAUUUCAUGCGACUACAGAGCUUUUGAAAAACGGCCUUUAUAUUUUAAAAUAAACAUAGGAAAUUUUUUUAAAUCAUUUGCUGACUUUGUUUAUCCGCGGCUAACACGCUUCGUGGAUAAUUGGGAGUUUUUAUUCGCUUCAUUGUGUCCAUUGCAGCUCCAUUCUGUGUGCCCAAAUUGUGAAAGAAUGUUCCUAUUAUUUAUUUAAAAUAGUAUUGUUAGAAAUUGCAACAAUUAUUCAAAUUGAUGUUAAUUUAUAAGACAUGAAAGUAUAUUAAAAACUUUUCAUAAACCAAC
Molecule: messenger RNA, 1586 nt
Organism: Parasteatoda tepidariorum (common house spider)
Lineage: Eukaryota; Metazoa; Arthropoda; Arachnida; Araneae; Theridiidae
Product: basic phospholipase A2-like
Biological process (GO): arachidonate secretion; lipid catabolic process; phospholipid metabolic process
Molecular function (GO): calcium ion binding; A2-type glycerophospholipase activity
Source: RefSeq, a predicted model, not a curated record